UUACUUGACUGACGAAACUUUGCUGAAAAUGGCUCCGAAGACUAGUGGAAAGGCUGCCAAGAAGGCUGGAAAGGCCCAGAAGAACAUCUCGAAGACGGACAAGAAGAAGAAGCGCAAGCGUAAGGAGAGCUAUGCCAUCUACAUCUACAAAGUGCUGAAGCAGGUCCAUCCUGACACUGGCAUCAGCAGCAAAGCCAUGAGCAUCAUGAACAGCUUCGUGAAUGACAUCUUCGAGCGCAUUGCUGCAGAGGCUUCUCGUCUGGCCCAUUACAACAAGCGCUCCACCAUCACGAGUCGCGAGAUCCAAACUGCUGUGCGUCUCCUGCUGCCCGGAGAGUUGGCCAAGCACGCCGUGAGUGAAGGCACCAAAGCCGUCACCAAGUACACCAGCUCCAAGUAAAUCGACGCCUGUCCAUGGAUCAUUCUCCAAAACCCACAAAAUGGCCCUUUUGAGGGCCCACAAA
Messenger RNA from Phlebotomus papatasi, 464 nucleotides. RefSeq names its product histone H2B. The coding region runs from base 29 to 400 and encodes 123 amino acids. NCBI's taxonomy places the organism in Eukaryota, Metazoa, Arthropoda, Insecta, Diptera, Psychodidae. Gene Ontology annotation, molecular function: structural constituent of chromatin; DNA binding; protein heterodimerization activity. The transcript has a single exon. The record is from RefSeq and is a predicted model, not a curated record. Gene Ontology annotation, cellular component: nucleosome.